CGGAGUCCGGCGGGAGCGUCGCGAGGCGGACGAGGUCACAGGACAUGGAGCCACCCACGCAGGAGCCGCCCGUGGACUGGAGGGAGCGUUGCGUGGCCUUGGAGGCGCAGCUGCUGCGGUUCCGCGCCCAGGCCGGCAAGAUCCGCCAGCUCCUGGCCGACAAGAUGCAGCAGCUUGAGAGGCAAGUUGUGGACGCGGAGCGGCAAGCAGACAAGGCGUUCCAGCAGGUACAAGUCAUGGAAGAGAAAUUAAAAGCAGCUAACAUUCAGACCAGCGAAUCAGAGAUGCGGCUGUACCGCAAGUGCCAAGAUCUGGAGGCCCUGAUCCAGGAGAGGAAUGACGCCAUCCAGAGCUUGGAGCGGCAGCUGGAGGAGCAGAAGCAGAUGAGGAUACAAGAAGCUAAAAUAAUAGAAGAGAAAGCCGCUAAGAUCAAAGAAUGGGUGACCGUGAAGUUAAACGAGCUGGAACUGGAGAAUCAGAAUCUUCGUUUGAUCAACCAGAACCAAACGGAAGAGAUCAGAAUAGCACAGGCAAAGCUCCAAGAGGCGGAGGGGAAGAAGCCGCCCACGGCCUGCACGCCUGGACUGUCGGAGGGCCAGCGCCUCAGCGGCCUGACCUUCGGGUGCUUCCCGACCCGGGCCAGGAGCCCCUCUCCGGUGGACACGGCUGAGCGUGGCGGCAGGAUGUCACCCACGGAGCUCGGGUCCCCCGAAGGAAAAGACGUGGAAGAGAUGGAGAUCGCAGAGAAGCCUGCUGAGGACCCCGUGCAGGGGGACGGGCGAAGUCCGAGGGCAGAAGUGAGCCGGGGUGGGCGGGCAGGCUCCCUGGGCCGCGGCCCCUCCCCCAGCUCCGUGGCUGCCGCUAGCGAGUGCAGCUCAGACGAGGACGACGGGGCGCUGGGGCGCGAGUCCAGCCGCACGUCGGAGGAGGGAGCCCGGAGCGGCCGGCUGGGCAGCGAGCCCUACUGGACAGCGUCCGACGACAGCAGCUCCGUGUUCGAGGAGGAGACCACGGGCCCCGCGAGGCCGGGCCACGGGAAGUUGUUCUCCUGGCAGCAGGAGGCCAAGUGGCGCGCCCAGAGCACUGCGGCGUCGGCCGCGGCCAGGAAGGAGCGCGAUAGCUCCUCGGACGAGCUGGACAAGAGGUUCCGCUCCCAGCGGCUGGACUACUCCUCCUCCUCGAGCGAGGCCAACACGCCCAGCCCCAGCCUGACCCCAGCGCUGACCCCCAGGCACCCGGCCAGGGCUCCCGGGAGGGGAGCCGUGGCCAUGCCCUCCUUGGGUCUGCCGCCCCCGAAGCUGCGACCCCCAGCUGUGCCCAGCCUGAGCAUGGCACUGGCCAGGAGGCACCUGAGCCAGCCACAGCUGAGCUCCGACAGAAUGUUCGGCGCCAACAGAAAUGCCAUCAGCAUGGUUCGACCGCCCCGACCCCAGGAGACAGACCUGGACCUGCUCGAAGACCAUGGCAGAGACACUGUGGACAGCAGGGACUCAAGCUGUGACCAGGCCUCCUGCCGUGGCUCCCAGGAGUCCCCCGGCUCUGAUGAGCUGCCACUGGGGGUCUGUGGCACCCCGCCCACCCCCCCACUGCACCGCUUCCCCUCCUGGGAGAGCAGGAUUUACGCUGUCGCCAAGACGGGCAUCCGGAUGUCUGAGGUCUUGAACCCAGAGACGGUUCACAAACAUGGGGCUGCGCCUCUGGCCUGCAGCACCUCUGGCCUCUACACCGGCCUUGUCUACGGGAAUGUGACGGCGCCUGUGUACACAACCUUGAAAGGGAAGGCGACUCUGAUCAGCAGUGGCCCCUUCCUGGACGACUCCUCGGGCUCUGAGGAAGAGGACAGCUCGCGGUCCAGCUCACGCACGUCAGAGCCGGCCAUGCGCGGACGCGGUGGGCCAGGCAGCCCCAGGGCCGUGAAGAGAGGUGUGUCUGUGUCGCCCGUGCCUUCUGAGAGCGACUACGCCAUCCCCCCAGACGCCUACUCCGUGGACCCCGAGUGCUCGCAGCCCGAGCAGAAGCUCCUGCGGACCUGCCCCUCCGCCAGCGACGCCGGGAAAAACGAGCCCCUGGAGAAGUCCGGCUACCUGCUCAAGCUGAGCGGCCGGGUGCGGGCCUGGCGGCGCCGCUGGUUCGUGCUGAAAGGCGGGGAGCUGCUCUACUACAAGUCCCCGAGCGACGUCAUCCGGAGACCCCAGGGCCACAUUGAGCUGGGCGCCUCUUGCAGUAUUGUGAGGGGGGAGAGCAAGCAGACCGUCCAGCUGGUCACGGAGAAGCACACGCACUACCUGACGGCCGACUCGCCCAACCUGCUGGAGGAGUGGCUCACGGUGUUGCGGGCGGCUGUGCGCGUGCAGGCGGCCAGCCCGCCCCCCCUGCAGCCGGAGGGCAAGCCCACGCUCAAAGGGCUGCUCACCAAGGUCAAGCACGGCUACUCCAAGAGGGUCUGGUGCUCGCUCGUCGGAAGCACGCUGUUCUACUCCCGCAGUCAGGAGGAGAAGUUUCCACUCGGUCAGAUCAAGCUCUGGGAGGCGAGGGUGGACGAGGUGGACCGGUCCCGCGACUCGGAUGAGGACUACGAGGCCAGUGGGCGGAGUGUGCUCUCCACGCACUUCACCAUCGGGAUCCACCCCAAGGACCAGGGGCCCACGUACCUGCUGAUCGGGUCCAAGCACGAGAAGGACACGUGGCUUUAUCACCUGACCGUGGCGGCCGGCUGCAACAACGUCCGUGUUGGCUCGGAAUUCGAACAACUCGUCUGCAAGUUGCUGAACAUUGACGGGGAGGCGGGAUCUCAGAUAUGGAGGCACCCGAGCCUGUGCCACAGCAAAGAAGGGAUCGUCUCCCCGUUGACGACACUGCCCUCAGAGGCUCUGCGGACAGAAGCCAUUAAGUUGUUUAAGACCUGCCAGCUCUUCAUCAGUGCCGCUGUGGACGCGCCGGCCAUCGACUACCACGUGUCCCUGGCGCAGAGCGCCCUGCAGGUGUGCCUCACGCACCCCGAGCUGCAGGACGAGCUCUGCUGCCAGCUCGUCAAGCAGACGCGGUGGAGGCAGCCACAGAGCCCGCCCGGGCCCCUGCAGGGCUGGCAGCUGUUGGCACUGUGUGUCGGCCUCUUCCUACCCCACCAUCCUUUCCUGUGGCUGCUGCAACUGCACCUCAAGAGGAACGCAGACCCCAGGACGGAGUUCGGAAAAUACGCCAUUUACUGCCAGCGCUGCGUGGAGCGGACGCAGCAGAACGGAGACCGCGAGGCGAGGCCGUCGCGGAUGGAGAUCCUGUCGGUGCUGCUGCGGAAUCCCUACCACCACUCGCUGCCCUUCAGCGUGCCCGUGCACUUCCCCAACGGCACCUACCAGGUGGUCGGCUUCGACGCAUCCACCACCGUGGGGGAGUUCCUGAGCACACUGAACCAGCACUCCGGCAUGCGGGGGUCCGCGCAGUCGGGGUUCGCCCUGUUCACCGACGACCCUUCCGGCAGGGACAUGGAGCACUGUCUGCAGGGCAGCGUCAAGAUCUGCGACAUCAUCUCCAAAUGGGAGCAGGCGUCCCGCGAGCAGCAGGCCGGGAAGUGGGAGGGCUCGCGGACCGUGCGGCUGACGUACAAGAACAGACUCUACUUCGCCAUGCAAGCUCGAGGAGAGACGGAGAGGGAGAAGCUGCUGCUGGCCUACCAGACCAACGAGCAGGUCGUGCAGGGCCUCUUCCCCCUGAGCCGGGAGCUGGCGCUGGAGAUGGCGGCUCUCUUGGCACAGGUAGACGUUGGGGAUUUUGAAAGACCUUUGUCAACUCCAGCUGACCAGAUUCCAAAUCACUGCAAAGCGAAUCAGACUCUGCGACAGGUGCUGGACAAGUUCUACCCGCGUCGGUACAGAGACGGCGCCUCGGAGGACCAGCUGCGGCAGCUUUGCCAGCGACUGUCCAGCCGGUGGACGGCCCUUCGGGGACACAGCGCGGCCGAGUGUGUGCGCAUUUACUUAACAGUGGCCAGGAAGUGGCCUUUCUUUGGUGCCAAGCUGUUCCCGGCAAAGCCUGCAGCUGCUUUGUCUCUGGGAAGCACCAGCACGUGGCUGGCUGUCCACGAGGAUGGAGUGAGCGUCUUAGAACACGGCUCCCUGCGGCUGGUGGUCAGCUACCUCUACAAGGACCUGAUCACUUUCGGGGGCUAUCAGGACGAUUUCAUGGUGGUCAUCAACAACUCCCACUCCAAGGACAAGCCCACCGAGACCCUCCUCUUCGCCAUGGCCAAGCCCAAGAUUCUCGAAAUCACCCUUUUGAUCGCCAGUUACAUAAACCACUUCCACCAGCAGAAGGCCAUGCUCCAUCGCCUCUCGGCCCCAGCGCUGCUGUCCGCCUCCGGCCAGGGUGCCCAGCCGCUCCCGGCCAGCAGCAGACCUGCCAAAGGCCCCACUUUGCUCUGA
Molecule: messenger RNA, 4418 nt
Organism: Sorex fumeus (smoky shrew)
Lineage: Eukaryota; Metazoa; Chordata; Mammalia; Eulipotyphla; Soricidae
Gene: PLEKHH2
Product: pleckstrin homology, MyTH4 and FERM domain containing H2
Exons: 30
Coding region: 45-4418 (1457 amino acids)
Biological process (GO): negative regulation of actin filament depolymerization
Cellular component (GO): cytoskeleton; cytoplasm
Molecular function (GO): actin binding
Source: RefSeq, a predicted model, not a curated record